GAUUUGAAACUGGAUAACAUUCUGUUGGAUACUGAAGGUCAUAUUCACCUGGCCGAUUUUGGUAUGUGCAAAACGGAAAUGAAUCGUGAAAACGGUAUGGCUUCUACAUUCUGCGGAACUCCUGACUAUAUCGCUCCUGAGGUUUGCCUUUAUCCAAAAUUCUGA
This is a messenger RNA of Anisakis simplex (herring worm), 165 nucleotides long. The record is from the annotation of a GenBank genome assembly. Lineage: Eukaryota; Metazoa; Nematoda; Chromadorea; Rhabditida; Anisakidae.